AUGGCUCCCACGUCCAGCCAGGAUACUGAAGAGGCUGAGGAAGAAAUCCUCUUGUCUCCGGUGAACCAAGAGCCGGUGUGUGGAGGCCUGGAGCCUCCAACCAGAUCAUCACUGAAUCCCAUGGCUUCCCCAGGCCAGCAGGACACCAGACCCCAGGCCCCACAGGCCUCCUUUCCCAUCCACCUGCAGGCAGCCUCCGAGUCCUUGGACCCACACACCCUGCAGCUGCUCUGGGGACAGCGAGAGUUGGAGAUCCAGGCCCUACGCUGGGUUGUCCAUGGUGGCCGAGAUGCUCGGUACAACCACAUCUUGCAAGAGGUGGCAGGGUUUCCUGCAGAGAGGAGCUCCUGGAAUCAGGAAAAGUUCCUGCAGAACCAGGUGCAGAAGCUAACCCUGGAGCUGAAAGAGCAACAGAAGCAAGCCCAGCUGGAGAAGGAGAAACUAGAGCAGCAGUUGUUGCAGACCAUCCAAACGCUACAGCAACUCGAGGCAGAGCUGGAGACCUUUCAGAAGUCCUGCCUCCUGCAGCUGGCCUGCUCGUCCUGGUUGGGCCGCAUACUGCGGUCUCAGACAGGCAGCGUGGAGGUAGUGACAGCAGAGACAAUAAUGGAGCCUUGUGAUUCCUCCCAAACUGAGCUGGUCUCCAUCUCAGGGGAGGGUUUCCAGCUGAAGGAUGUGGACUGGAAUAGUGUCGCCCAGCGGUACCCCAACCUGUUGACAGAGGCAGCCCUCUUGGAGCACAAGCAGCCCCGGCCACCACCACAGCUGCCGAAGCAACCGGAACACAUAUGUGGCUCCGCAUCCCGCCUGGAGCGUGUCGAAGGUCACACCAAGAGCGUCGAGUGGAGCACCCUACCCUUGAACUCCACCAGCUCUGAGGUCAUCAACGUCAACUCCAGAACCUCUCAGCUGUCCACACCAUCUCGUGUGCAGAAGGUGACAGGGCAUCCGCCUGGGGAGUCAAGUCAUGUGUCUCUCCAGCAGACCACGGCCCGGGAGAAGAUUGGCAGCUCAGAUACUCUCUGUGGCCCGUCAGGUGCAGUGGGUACCCCCUGCCCCCCAGCCCUGCCCUAUGUGCACAGGCAGGCAGAGCCCAAGAGGGAGGCACUAAGCCGACUGCCACGUCCCAGCAGCAGACCUAUCCUCACUGACCACUCCAUGUGGGGGUUACUUUGCUCAGAUCUAUUGAAAACCCUCUCGGAAGAGGUGAAGCAGCCAGUCCCGCAGCCUGAAGCCAGGAAAGACUCCCGUUCCUCAGCUCAGAGGUCUAGCAGGAGAUUGAUUAGCUCCUGUCUGAAGAUCGUGGCCGUGAACCCCCGUGAGAAGUUCAUCCGCGUCCUCAAUCAGUCGCUAGAGCAGACGGCCGACCUGGGCGGCUUAGUGCUCCAGCAGCUGGAGCGUGAAUUCCCCGUGUGCUUGUAUCGAUUCCCUGCCGGCACGCUGUUGGCGCCUCAGCACCAUGUCACGGUGUGGGGCGAGGGGUUCAGCAACACCAAGAAACACCUGCCCGCAUCCUUGGACGGCGAGUCGACCCAAUUCCACCUCAGCCGUAACCGUGUAACCGUUCUCCUGAACCUCGACGGCGAGAUCCUCAGCGAGUUCCAGACCCCGCGCUCUAGGACCCCAGUGUCGAGGGUCUUCUCGGACAACACCGAUUUGUCCAUCGACCGCGUCCCACUUCCGGAAGCCCCGUCGGACGCUGAUACCAAUGUGCAGCAGCGCCAGUCUCGGUCCUUGCGCAAGGGACGGUCGCCAGGGCUCCGGGCACAUCGCCGGAAACCCAGAACUCGGGUCUUUUUGCCUCUCCUGGCCCCCAACAAGCUCCUCCAGCCGCGGGAAGAGCCCAAAUGGCCCGAGGACGCCAAAGCCCCAAAGCCUCUGCCCACCAUCCCGGAGGCUGGGCCGGGCCUUCACAACAGCCAAGCCAGGAAAGAGAUCACUGUCCGGGUGUGCCGGAAGGACGUGGACCGGAGCUGCCCCAUGGUGGCGCUGUCGGUGCAGAGCACAGCAGAGAGCAGGUACGGCUUUCGCUUCCUGAGCUGCCCGCCCAUCACCGUAGAUGCCUCGAGGCCAAGAAACCCUGAUGAGUGGAAGCAGAUUGUGCCUACCCAGGCCAGCCUUGGCUCUCUCUGCCCCUACUGGCUGUUCCCCACCAUCAAAGGACUUUUCUAG
Molecule: messenger RNA, 2172 nt
Organism: Chrysochloris asiatica (Cape golden mole)
Lineage: Eukaryota; Metazoa; Chordata; Mammalia; Afrosoricida; Chrysochloridae
Gene: LMNTD2
Product: chromosome unknown open reading frame, human C11orf35
Exons: 15
Coding region: 1-2172 (723 amino acids)
Biological process (GO): chromatin organization
Cellular component (GO): lamin filament
Molecular function (GO): structural constituent of chromatin
Source: RefSeq, a predicted model, not a curated record